This is a messenger RNA of Solenopsis invicta (red fire ant), 3553 nucleotides long. Its product is annotated as tetratricopeptide repeat protein 39B. Lineage: Eukaryota; Metazoa; Arthropoda; Insecta; Hymenoptera; Formicidae. The transcript has 12 exons. The record is from RefSeq and is a predicted model, not a curated record. The coding region runs from base 1077 to 2906 and encodes 609 amino acids. Gene Ontology annotation, molecular function: protein binding.
CGAAAUCACUUCUCGCCGGCCUCGUCUCAGAAAGGCCUCCUUGUCGCGAUUUCGCGAGGCCGUCUUCGCGAUCCGGAGCCGUCCUCGGCGUUAUCCCUCUUCGAGUGAGUUUCCACGUCCGGAGACGACUCAGCUGCGCCAGGGUGCAGCGGAAAGAGCCUAUCGUUCAGUUAGAAGGUCCGCGUCUUUUCACGAAAACCCAAGGACCAGGAUAGUUUACGAGUGGAGGUGGAACUGCGUAUAAAGUGAACUCAUUCUAUCGGAACUUUUGUCCGCAAGUUUUCUCCCCUGACGCUUGCGGGGCUUCGCAGCCCCAUUUCGAUUCGCGGCCGCCGCGGCGGAGUGAAAUUGGUGAACAGAAUCUGAGGAGGAAGAGAAGGGGGGGAGGGGAGGGAGGAAAGAGCAAGAGGAUAAGAAAGUUAAAUUGUUUAUUAUGCGCUAGAAUUGAGACGAACUUUCCGUCCGAGGCGAUUUCUUUAGUAGAAGAUAAUUGACGAUAAUCCCCGUAGCGACAAAUGCAAAUCGAACGGACGUCAUACGCGACGGGGCCGUCUAAAAUAUAUAUCUAUUCUGCGAAUACAUUAAAAAUUUUAAAUUAAAAAUAUUGUAGAGCGUAGGAGCGUCGCGGGACUAAGAGUUCCGUUUUGCGGAAACCCUUUGCACGCGAUCGUGUAACGCAGGCAAUGCAUUUCUUCAUGUUUGUUUCUCUCAUGAUCUGUAAUCAUCCGUAUAAUUACAAUCACUACUGUUUGCUAAUUACCGGAUGUUACUUUUGUCGUAACGUCGUUCAUUAGAUCAAACAGGCAUUUAAUAACAACGAUGUUUUUGAAUGACAUGAGCGUUCGUGUUCGCGAAGAGAAUGUUCUACAAGCUCUCUACACUAGAUUCUACACUAGGCAGCAAACUUUACUUUAUCUGCGUUUACCAUAUAUUAUCAGUUGAUUAUAUUAUCAGUGUUUAGGUCGAGAAUCCUUAAAACAGGAAAUUAUUUUUUAACAGGCGCAUCCACGACACCUUCUUGGCGGAUCAUUAACUUCGUGACUUUCUAAAUAACAGUUUCCUAACAUCAGUUGAAAAUGUCGGACGUUGAUGGCGAUGACGAGUUUCAAGAUGCUCAGGAAUCAUUACCACAACUCGCGUCUAUGGAUUUGGAUACAGCGAUAAUGGAAGCGAAAAAGGCGAUUCACUGUUUUUUUAACAACGAUUUUGAUGAGGCGAAAAAGAUCAUGGAGCCAUGGGCGGACAGCAGCAUGUACCAUUCGCUGGGGACUAGCGUAUUUGCGUUUUUAGAGGCGAUCCUUACAUUUGAACAAAAACACAUAGAAAAGGCGUCGGAAAUGUUAAAGCAGUGUAUGAACGUGUGCUCCAAACACCGAAAGCAUACCACUAUUACGCAGAACAUCGGAAAAAUAGUCAAGAGGAUUAACUAUGACACUUACACGAAUGAGGAAGUGCAUGCGGAACUCUGUUAUGCCGAGUCGCUCCUUUUAAAAUCGAUGCUCACGUUUGUGGAGGACGAGACUCUGGUCAGCUUUGUCAAGGCAGGACUGAAAAUUCGUACCUGUUUUCUAUCGUACAAGGAAUGUAUGACGAUCUUGAAAAGCCGGAAGUGGGGAAAUGAUAUUCACAAAGUGCAUUUUGAAAGCGGCGUUCGCAUGGGUAUUGGCGCAUUCAAUUUGAUGAUCUCACUAUUACCGGCGCGUGUUAUUAAAUUGUUAGAAUUUAUUGGAUUUUCUGGUGAUAAGGAAUACGGUCUAACGGAAUUGAAAGAGGGCUUCAACGAGAGGAGAGGCUUGCGGCAAGUCCUGUGUGUGAUGAUUCUGUGUGUGAUGAUUCUGCUAGCCUACAAUUUGAUAGUCACCUUUGUACUGAGUCACUCAGAUGGUGAUCUGGUCUGGUGUGAACAGGUGUUGGAACAAGAGUUGAGCGUCUAUCCGAACGGCGUAUGGUUCCUGUUCUUCAAGGGAAGAUUGGAACUUACGCGAGGUAACUUUGAAGAAUGCAUAGAUUGGUAUAUAAAGUCAUGGAAGAGUCAGAACGUUUGGCCACAAUUCCAUCAUCUCUGUUAUUGGGAAAUGAUGUGGACGCACUGCAUUAUGCAGCAGUGGAGCAAGGCUGCUACGUACGCCACGUUGCUAGUAAACGAGUCCAAUUGGUCGCGUACCGUUUACGUAUAUCAGAAGGCCGCGAUUUUGAUUAUGCAGAAACCAUCGCUCUGGAGCGAGGAGAAACAGAUGGUCGACAAUCUGAUGAUGCAGGCGCCGACCUACAAGCAGCGCAUCGCUGGCAAAUCAUUGCCGAUGGAAAAGUUUGUGAUCAAAAAGGCAGAGCGUUACUUUACACAAAAGAAGAGCCUAGUUGUUCCUAUAUUUGAGCUUAUGUAUGUGUGGAAUCUGUUCAGGAUAAUAGGCAAACGGCAAGACGUGAUAUUAAAUAUAUUCAAGAGGAUAGAAGAGGAGGAGAGGGAACUCAAAAAAGCCUCGAAAAGUGAUUAUGACACGGAUAAUGAAGCACUCCUGUUGCUACUGAAAGGUGCCUGUCUACGACAAAUGCAGCAUCCUUUACUGGCGGAAGAAUGUCUGCGGCGCGUUUUACAAUUGGAAAAGUCCAUCAAGGAGGAUACGUAUUUACUUCCUUAUGCUACUGUGGAAUUGGCGUUAUUGGCACGAGAUCAAGGCGAUAUUCAGUUAGCUAUAGGCUUUUUGGAAGAUGCCAAAAAAAACUACACGGGCUACUUAUUAGAAUCUAGAUUGCACUUCAGAAUACAUUCGGAUUUGAUGGUACUAACCGACAAGAAAAUCAACAAUCACACGAUGAAGAAGCACGAUCAUCAGCUACAAACGGCUAUUACUGCCAAUAAUAGCGUCAUUAUCGCGGGUCCAAGUGCCGACGAAAUUAAGACAUAGGAACGUCGUAAAGCUUAUCGGAGAUCUACUUAUCCUAACUUACAUAGAUACCUUCCUAAUAUCGUCCUUUUGUAUUUUCCUAUGUCAUAUUGUACAUAUGACGAGGACUCUUUUUGCGAAAACGGACCGGACGAUUUUUUUUAUAACUUCUCUUUAUGAAAUAUCUUUAAUGGCCUUGUCUGUAACUUUCGUCUGGUUUCGUUUUCUGUAGAGUCCAAGGAUUUCACUAGAUCUCUGUCGAAGAUUAGGCACAUUUUUUAGCGCUUGAUAUUAAUGUAUAAAUUAUUUUCUUUAACGAGAAGAUUGGUGAGAUAGUAAUAUAUAAAAAUAAUAUUUUGUAGCGACUAUAAUGUUGAUACAUAUAAAUUAUGUCUUGUGCGGAAAAAAUAAGAAUGUAAGGCUCUUGUGAAAUUUUACAAGGAUCAGCAUUUUGUAGCGAUUAGUUACCUAAUAUACAUAAAAUGGAUUAUUAUGUACAUAAAUUAUUUCCUUUACAGAAGAUCGGCAACGUUCCAAUGUGAUCUGUGAUUGUUCUAUUGUAAUUGAUGAAAGAUUAUUAUAAAUAAUCUUGUUAUGAGUCUGUAAAUACAUGAACGCGGUCGGAGAUUGUGUGAACGAAAAAAUAAAAUGGAAUCAGAGUAAUAUUA